Fusarium subglutinans is the source of this 1752-nucleotide messenger RNA. RefSeq names its product transcriptional regulatory. The record is from RefSeq and is a predicted model, not a curated record. Gene Ontology annotation, molecular function: zinc ion binding; DNA binding. Gene Ontology annotation, biological process: DNA-templated transcription. The transcript is spliced from 6 exons. Bases 1 to 1752 code for a protein of 583 amino acids. Lineage: Eukaryota; Fungi; Ascomycota; Sordariomycetes; Hypocreales; Nectriaceae.
AUGACCCACGCCCGAAACCAGAUCCCGAACGGCGGUGUGAACGCUGCGCGAAGCUUCAUCUCGAGUGCGCGUCCAACAGGGAGCCCAGCACUAAAGCAAAUUCGAACCCUUGCAAGCCAGGUUGCGACACUAGAGAGCCGAGUUGCGCAGCUUGAAGCAUAUCUUGUGCAGAUGCGUGCCGAGAUUAGCGCAACUUCGGCCGCCGCUUCAAUUCCAACCUUGCGAGGUGAUUCUGAGGAUACCGCGGGUUGUAUCUCGCCAUAUCUCCAGCAGAAAUGCUCAGACACUGCGUCUGUAUCGCUCUGGACAUGUCUCGGACAGCAUUGGUACUUCAAAGGCAUACCCAUCAAUUCCCCCCAAGGCCGAGAGUGGAUAUCCUCCAAGAUCGGCAAAAGCGUCUCCCUCGCUGGGUUCCGCCUCUUUGGAUCACAUAAACACCAGUUUAGCAGCUCAUCACCCUCAUUCAAAUUCCCAGAAAGACAAAUGACGGAAGCAUUUUUGAAUUCGUACUUCACCUCGCCCUGGCGCCUUUUAUACCCUAUGAUCGACCCAGUGCUUAUGGAAGAGACAUGGGCGGCGGCUUAUUCCGAGUCGGAAUCGGCGCAAGUGUGCCUUUUGGUGUUUAUGGCUUUGUGUUCGCGGUUGAAGGGCUCCCAGUUACUUGGUCAGAGCACUCUGGAAAGCCUUCAGACCGUUAUCAUGCUACAAAUCUACCACCUACUCUCAGGCCAGUGGGGUGCUGCUGCUGAACUCCAUCCCUACGCCUGCCGUGCUAUAUACAAUCUCAAAGGUCACAUCGCACAUCCACAUCUACCGAACGACUCCGAUAGCGCAGUUAAUCGUCGACACAGACAUAUUCGGAACCUCUUCUGGCUAUGCUACAUCCUCGACAAAGACAUAGCCAUGAGAUACGGGAGGCCGCCUUGUCUGACGAGGGACUACUGUGACUUGACGUUGCCACAUGAUUGGGCGAGGGUAUAUAACGCACCAGCUAGAACUACUCAAGACGAGAUGAUUUCGCACGACGAUGCUGUUUGUUUUUCGCAGGACCUUUGCCUCUCGCAGAUCAAAGAAACGAUUUGUCUAUUUCUCUGCUCGCUGGACGAUUCGAAACUAUCAGACGCAGCGAUUCUUGGUCAAGUUCGUCAACUAGACGGUGACAUUGAGACGUGGCGCUUAAGUAUCCCAAUGGACUAUAGGCCAAAGUGGUCUCUGAGCUCGGGAAAGCCACUCAUCCACCCAGAUAUGUCUUUUGUUCAAAGAACAAGGUGCAUUAAUCUGCAGCUAGAAUACAAGUAUCUGACGACGGUGAUCCAUACCGCUGUCCGGAGAUGCGGCGCACUAUACGCCGUUGACGAUAGUCUACCUGACGAUCUUCAUAAUGUUUAUCAUUCAAGUAGUGAUAUCUCUCUCGAGGCGAGUCGCACUACUCUCCAGAUCUUCAAAUCACAUAUAGAUAUCCUUCAGGAGGACAUGUUUGGCCACAUCGCGAUAUACCCCCCGAUAGCGGCCAUGGCGCUUUUUAUGAAUCUUCUUCUUCAUCCUUCUGAUAAACGAGCCCGAAACGAUCUUGAUCUGUUGGCAGGUUGCGCAACGCUGUUCCAGGACAUGGCAAUGGAAGACUUGACAAAUGAGGAUAUGGACUGUAUUCAAGAGCUCAGCAGGUUCGUUUCCGAGCUUGUCCGUCUCGGGAACAGUGCGAUAUGGAAGGCAAAGAGGGAAUGGAGGAGCACGGCCGGGAUAUCAUCAUGA